Cyphomyrmex costatus is the source of this 4017-nucleotide messenger RNA. RefSeq names its product DBB domain-containing protein stumps (gene stumps). The transcript has 15 exons. Lineage: Eukaryota; Metazoa; Arthropoda; Insecta; Hymenoptera; Formicidae. Gene Ontology annotation, molecular function: fibroblast growth factor receptor binding; transmembrane receptor protein tyrosine kinase adaptor activity. The coding region runs from base 1 to 3939 and encodes 1312 amino acids. Gene Ontology annotation, cellular component: cytosol. The record is from RefSeq and is a predicted model, not a curated record.
AUGUUUACAGAUAAUCCAUCGUACUUUUCAUUGUCUGGCGGGACAUCGUCGUCGAAAGCGACAGUGACGACAACGUCAGCAUCCCCGACGUCGCCCAGGAGUUUUUCUGCUUUAUUUCGUCGAAGGACCUGCAAGAUGGGUGCGGCUACUUCAUCCCAGAGUGGCGUCCUGAUCUCAGAAUUCACGUCUAAUGUGCAUCACGAGGGUUGCGGCAACGCGACAGGCACGUCAACACCGUCGACACCAACGGAGGAGCGUGUUCCGAUGCUGUCGCAAAACGGCGCGAUCUAUCCCGGAUGCGGCAAAAGGAGGAGUUUCCGCAAUCUCUUCCGGUCCGUGAGCGCGAAUGCGGAACAUGAACGUACUCAAAAGUUCCUCAAAGGCGACCCGAGGCCGUCCGACGUUGCGCCACCGUCACCAUAUUUACCUCACAGGUCACAUUCGCACUCUGAAAAGGAUCGGCGUCAUCCAGGUCGGACCAGAAGAGUCUUGAAAUCUGCCAGCGAACUUCUGUCUAAUGAUAUGAUUUAUUGCGGUGUAGCGAGUAAUUCCAAAGAUCAAAAUGAUGGUGACAAUCAUAACAACAACGAUGAUGAUGAUGAUGAUGCCACGGAAGUUUUCUUCGGUGUAGAUGAUGCCAGAUAUUAUAAUGUUUCCUCUACUCUUCCCACAACGGCCAGCCGAAGAAGACACUCAAUCGGCACUUUCCUCGGGAAAGAAACAAGGACAUCCAGUAAUAUUGCGACUCUUGAACGACAAACGGGAAGAUCCAGAAAUCUAUUGGAAACAGAUACAGCUCCAGUACCGCUCGAUGAUAUCGAUGGUAUACAUUGCAACAAGGACAAACAAUUGUCUUGCAACAGGACUAAGCGAAGAAGACACAAAAGCUCCAAUAAAGGGUCGCAUUCAGCUACAGUCUUAUCAAGAGACGGACAUGCAGAGGACGAUGUCGUUUUCGUCUCUAGCAAGGAAAGCGAGGCUUCUAAUUUAUGGGUUAACUACCUCACCGCAUGUUUCGAGCAAAUCAGCCGUCAACAAGGACGACCGCCGUUCAAAGUACGUCACAUCGCGAUUGAGGAACCGAUAGCACCGAAAACAGAAGACAAGAUUCGAUCUUCUCGCCUUCAGAUCGUUGUCGUGUGCCCGGUAUUGCUAGAACGCGUUCGAACCAAUCCAGAGCACGCCGUUCAUCUGACAAACCAUCUGGUCCCCGAAAAAGUACUAGCAAUGAUGUUGGGUGUUCAUGACAGUCACAUCAAUGACACUUAUAAAUCCAGUUUAGUUUCCUGUGAUCAGUGGAGAAAGUUUUUCGUAAAAGACCAGGACGAGACAUUCGUCGGGGAAUUAUUGGGUGCAGCGGUUGCUAUUUUAGGUACUAUGCCACCGGCAGCCCUCAGAAACGACAAAACUGUAUUUUCCGUGCAUCCAAAAAAGGUCAAAAUGGGACAGAAUAGGAUAAUCGUUUUAUUAAACGAUCCGUUGAGUCCCAGAGAUAACGUCUCUGUAGUUGUUGAUCGUUGCGGCGACGCAAUCGACAUUAGCAACGUAAAAAGAAGAAAUCCUUACGCGCUACAAUUUUCGAUACCAGAAAAAUGUCUCGAAGUCUCUAUGUUGGUCGGCGUAAGAAUAAGCAAGAAUGGAUGUUCGCUCGGAGUUAGACAAGUCAAAUGCGAAAGUAGGCUCAGGGAAUUAGAUCAGAUUCUCAGAGCGCACGAUAAUCCUCUUGAAUUUAUGUGCCAGACUUUCGGCUUCAGUUCUACUGACCGAGAAAAGUUUGACAAUUGGAUGGUCCAUGCAUUUCAAAAAAAUAUGCCUCCUCAUUUCAAUCUUUUAUCCACCCCGAACGGUAUAGUGCCCACCCAUAAAAGUUGUACGAGUCCAGAAGAAAAUCCGACAUUGUUACAUUUUGCUGCGCGAUUUGGCUUGGAAAAACUAGCAUGGCAAUUAUUGGAGUGUCCUGGUGGCGAUCUGGCAUGCGAUUUGAAAAAUAUUUCCGAGCUGACACCAGCUGAUCUUGCUGAGCAAACUGGACACGCGAGACUGGCCCAUCAACUACGGGGCUACAUGCAAAUGAACGAGUUCACCAACAUGUAUAGCUACCUCAAAGUUAUGAGUCAGACGAAUCGAUCAGCAGAAACAAAUUCAACUACCGAUGUCUCGUCAACGACGGUCACAAACGAAAUCAAUAAUGAAAAAGAAGAUUAUUGUCGACCAAGACCUUUAAGCGAGGCUUAUUCAGUACCACCGAUCGCAAGGCCGGUAACAAUUCUACUCCCAAGUCUGCAAACAGCAAGUAUCUCUAAUACGACCACAAAUCCCUUAGCCGCAAAUUAUUCGAUCGUACCGACGCCCACGUUAGUAAUUAAUAACCAGCUGCCGUCCACACCCACAUCCACGACCUCAGUCACGUCAAACGGAUUGAAUACGUCUUUCCAAGACUACAUGAAAAUGCAUGCCGCUGGUCCGAAAACAAUUACAACGAAUACAACGAAUUAUCAGCCAUCUCGAGCAGAUACAUCUAUUCGCCAAGAAUGUCCUCAAGAAAGUUACUCGGGAAUACGAGAGGAUAAUUACGGUCAGAAAAUAUGUCAGAAUCUUUCCUACGGCAGAACAUCUUCCAACAGUAGUACCAAAUCCAGAGAACCGUCAGGCCCUCAAGACGAGCUUCUAGAGAUUAUAAACGAUUUCAAAAACAAUGUCUUUACGAUAUCCGAAGUGGAGAGGCUCGUCGAAAAUUGGCAGAAGCGAAAUGACGUUCAGCAAAGUUUUAAGGACAAGCAACGACAGCUUAUGGCAAUGCGAGAGGAAUACGAUAAAAUACAAAAAAGAAUGAAAGAAGAGAUGAAGACCCCGACGCCUUUCGAUAAGAUACGAAAGUUCUUUUCCAAGGGAAAGAAAGAGACAAAGGAGUCUGCUGGAGUUGCCUCCGAUUCUUCUACAAGCAAAUCUGAAAGUAUUAACGGCGGAUUAGCUGAUCGCAGGCCUGUCAGCAGUUUAAGUCUUCGUAGCGUCUCCAGUUCAUCAUCAUCUGGUAGAAUGAGCACUGUCAGCGGUUGCAGCGGUGCAAGCUUGGGCGACAGUGGAACUCAUUCCGAUUCCGAAGACAGAAGAAAUGUCAGGGAUGAAAAAACUGGCAUAACAUCCUACGAAAUACCACCUGCGCCUAAACCCUUCACAGGCAGAUACUCACCGGCAUCUGGGUAUUCCCCAUCACCGAGUCUCUCUAUCGCGUGUGACCUCGAACUCCGACAGACACAGUCACCGUCCAGAGUCAACGAUAAUGAGUAUUACAUUGCAUUUCCACCGUCGGGAUUACCUGUUCAUGCGUUUAAAACGGAUGGCUCUCCGAGGGAACCGAGUACGCCAAGUUCACCAUGCGAUCAUCCAAUGAAUAAUAAUCACGACUUCGUCCAAAAUGUCGCCGUCUCAUCGGAUAAACGCCAAGAAGAAAUUGAAGUGACGAAACUUGCUAGCAACAAUAGCUAUACGAACAUCGAUCCGGUGGCAUCGAUUUCCACUCCAAUCGCGCCGCCAGGAAUGUGCAUCCCAGACUACACUAGCAACGAAUCGACGUCCAACGAUUCCGUUCAUAUGGAUCGGGAAGUCGUGGAAGAACACAUUGAUGAUAUCGCCAAGGCGUGUCCCAAUACUGCGAAAAUGAAGUCACCGUUCACUCAAUCUACCGUUGACGAGGUCGACUCUGCGCUCGCUGUUCGAGGUCAAGAGACCGCAGGGACAAUACGCGAUGAGGAGCACGUGCCGACAGACUCGGCGAACAUUUUGAAAAACAUAAAUGAGGUCACCGAGAUUAAAAUGCCAGAAUAUAUGAACCUUGCUAUUAAUAUGAGUCACGAUGCUGCCAAGGUUCUCGGCGCCAUACCAAAGAAGUUGCCUGCACCACCCGUGCCACCGCGAGGUACAACCUUUCAUACUGUAUAAUUUCACGUGACUUUUUUUAUAAUACGAAGACAAAACUCAUCGCGUUAAUGAUCAACAAAAAUAUAUAAAGAUAAAAAU